CGGUACCGAGGAACCCCCGGUACCGCGGACCCAGCACACCCUCCCCCCGCCUUCCCCUCACCUUCUGCCUUCCGUCCUGAGGGCAGCGGGGCCAGGGCGCCAGCCGGAGGAGACAUCCUUUGAGCUUCACUGAUCAACUGUGACCAUUAAGAUAGCAAGAGCAUUCUUCACACACAAAGGUUCCAGUAGAGGUACCUCAGCCUUGAAGGGAUCCUUUUCAUUUAGAACCCGCGUCUUCCCUUAAGUAAUUGAUCACCCUGCACCCGGGGACACCCAAUUCACAGCCGUGUGGGAUCAGCCUUCAUGAAUAAUCAAAACGCCGUGGCCAGGCUGCUGCAGGAGUGCCAGCGAGCUCUGGACACCCUCCUGUCAGCAAAGGCUGAAACAAGCGAGGAAGACGAACGAGAAUACCGGCGGUGCCAAGCUUUGCUUCCUGAGGACUUGAGGACCCUUCUGGAAGAAGCAAAGGAAAUGAAGUGGCCCUUUGUGCCUGAGAAGUGGCAAUACAAACAAGACCUCGGCCCAGAAGACAAAACAAACCUUCAAGAUCUGAUCAGCACCAGGCUCCCUGAUUUGCUGGUUUAUCUGAAAGCCUCCAUCUCAGCCAAGGACUGCGGGAUGGCGGCUGCCAUCAUCUUCCUCAUCGAUCGCUUCCUCUACUGGAUCGAUGCCUCCAGGAAACUUCUCCAGAUUGCCAAAGGUCUCCACAGGCUCCAGCCCACCACCCCCAUAGGUCCUCAGGUGCUCAUCCGCCAGGCUCGCCUCUCUGUCAACUCAGGUAAACUUUUAAAAGCUGAAUAUAUCCUCAGCAACCUUAUUAAUGACAAUGGAGCAACAGGUACCUGGCAGUACUCUAAGGAGAGUGAUAGGAUCCUCAUGCAGUCAGUUUGCUUACAGAUCAGAGGACAGAUUCUGCAAAAACUUGGGAUGUGGUAUGAGGCAGCAGAACUGAUCUGGGCUUCAGUUGUGGGAUACUUCAAACUUCCUCAACCAGAUAAAAAGGGCAUUGCUACUUCCUUGGGAAUUAUGGCAGACAUCUUUGCUUCCAUGGAUGAGAAGGAUUAUGUACGCUUCAAAACCAAUGCUGAGAUCAACCUGAGCCUCCUCCAAGAGUUUGAUCAUCGCUUAUUAUCAGCUGCUGAGGCUUGCAAGGUAGCAGCAGCCUACAGCCAGUACACCCCUCUCUUUGUCCUCACAGCUGUGAACAUCCGUGGGGUGUGUUUGCUGUCCUACAGUCACUCCAAGGACUGUCCCCCAGAGAAGAGAAAGUUCUACCUGUCUGAAGCCAAAGAAUCCUUUGAGAUUGGCCUCCUCACCAAGGAUGGUAACAGCCCCAUCACCAGCAAGCAGGAGCUCCACAGUUUUAUCAAAGCAGCUUUCUGCCUCAUGACUGUGCAUCGGUGGCUCCACGGGGAGAGUGAGAAGCUCCAUGAGGUGAGCCAGCUGUGUAGAGAAGCCCUGGGGAAGCUGCAUUCAUACAGCACACCCCUGAAAGAGGAGGAAGAGAAAGGAGUGCUUGCCAAGGAGAUCAUGUCCCUGAUCACAGCUGUGAAGAAGCACCUGCAAGUGGAAAGCUUCCCCAAUUCUGAUGCCAGGUCCUACAUUCCUGACAGCUACAAAGCCACUGUGGAAAAACCCCUCCUGCCACCAGAAGUCAGCUUUGAGAAAAUCCUGGCUCUGCACUCUCAGCAUCACCUGUCCAUCUGCCAAGUGUUUGAAGAGACUUGCAGGGGUCACAAAGCCACACCAGGAGGAACCCAGGGAGGAGCCUGUGUCACAACCUUAAGAACAGAAACCAAAAGCACAGACCUGGUGUGCACUACUGAAGAAAGCCCAUGCCAGAGGAAGGGUGCUGUGAAAAUGAUGGACUCACCAGCAGCAGGAAGUAGCUCAGAGAGACCCAGUGGCCUAAGAAAUAAAAUCAUCAGCUCUGGUGUGACCACAAAGUCCCUCCACGAAGAGAUGGAGCCAUUGGAAAUAAAUGAUGAGAACAGUGCUUCCAGCAGGCUGCAAAACAGGAGUCAAACCCCUACUUCAGAGGGCUCUUGGUGCAAGCUGUCCAAAUCAAGUUCCUCUUCCAGCUGGGAGGAGCUGAACUGUAAAAGCAGCAAAGAUUCUUCUGGGGAGGGGCAGCAGCAGGGAAGGGGCUCAGCAGAGGAGCAGUGUUGCACGACAGAAUCUGAGGAAGGUGGUGAGGCUGCACACUUGCACUCCUUACCUCCCAGAGCCUGGCAUCCACCUCCUCAAGAGCCUCUGAGUAGCUCUUGGGGAUCUCCUCACCCUUCCUUUGAGGUGGUUGCUCCCCAAACUGGGAGGUUGGUAGAGAAGGUGUCUUUCUGUGGAGAAGGUCUGCAGGGGGGAAGACACAGGGGAGAGAGUUCUUCAGAAAACAAAGCAGGGGAGGUGAGCAAGGUGGUUACUUCCCUCUCCACACAUCACCCUGUUCCUAUCAGUCCAAAAGAGGAGGAGGAUGACUCCUCCUGGGUGGAGCUGGGCUGCAGGAGCAAAGAUAGCAGCAGGGAGCCCAGGAGCCACCCAGGAGGAGAAGCUGCAGAAAGCACAGAGGACCCCCCCCAAAAUGGUGGUGUUUCCAGAUUAUCAACCAGCGUGGAGCCAAAAAUGACCAAAAAUUGCUCCUCCAGGUGUAAGGAGCUGAGGAAAUCUGCUGUGGUGGGCAAGAGAGCUGUUGAAGUGCCUGAAGUUGACACCCAAGCAGAAACAAUCGAUGGUACCCAAUUUGAUUUCCUCAGUUUUGGAGCCUCAGCAAACAACCAUCCUGUGGUGUCUGUUCCAGAGGAUCAACCAACUCCCACUGCACCAACAGCUUCACCCUCAGGGGGACAGAUCUCCAUAACCACACACUUUGCCUGUGCCACUACUGAAGAAGAUGAAGGGAAGGCUCAGGACCUGGUGAGCAGCAGGAGACAAUCCAGUUCAUCUCAGAGCUCAUGGGACAAACCAGCACAAGUGCCCCAGGGUUGCCCUGAAGGUCCCUUUCUGAUCCCAAGGGGCAGUGGGUUUUCCUUCCCACCUGGGAGGAGGAAGGAAGACAUCCUUGAUGCUCGGUUUCUGAGGGAUGAGGAUUACAAGCAGCUCCUGGCAGGGGUGGGACAUGAGUGGAUUGUCCAGAGACUGAGACCUACUGGAAUUUUUAAGUCCAAACAGCUUCGUAAAACAUACACUGCUCUUCUUUUAAAAUACUCAAAGAAAUCAGGCCUCUGGACAGCCCAGGAGACUGCUGUGGUCAUUGGGGACUACCUGAAGGUGGCAAAGGAAGGCAAACAGAGGAGUGCAUUUUGGAUACAUUUCCUGCACCAAGAGGAAAGCUUGGGAAGGUAUGUGGGGAAGGAAUAUAAAGAGGAAAAAGGACUUCUCCAUCACUUCAGUGACGUGGAACGACAAAUGACUGCCCAGUACUACGUGACAGAAUUCAACAAAAGGCUCUAUGAGCAAAAGGUCCCUACCCAGAUCUUUUACAUCCCAUCUGCAGUGCUCCUGAUCCUGGAGGACAGAACUAUAACAGGAUGUGUGAGUGUGGAGCCCUACAUCCUGGGGGAGUUUGUGAAGCUAUCCAACAACAAGAAGGUAGUAAAGGAUGAGUACAAAGCCACGGAGUUUGGUCUGGCCUAUGGCCACUUCUCCUACGAGUUCUCCAAGGGAACAGAUGUUGUUGUUGAUCUGCAAGGUUGGGUGACAGGUAAUGGGAAAGGCCUCAUCUACCUGACAGACCCCCAGAUCCACUCUCUUAACAGCACAGAUGUUUCACGCUCCAACUUUGGGAAGGAAGGGAUUUAUUACUUCUUCAAUAACCAGCACUUGGAGUGCAAUGAAAUCUGUCACUGCCUGUCUCUAAGAAGACCCUCAGUGAAGCUGCCAGUGUAGGCUGGCACGAGGCAGCCACCCAAAGAAUGACCCCUCAGCUGGGCAGAAUUUUAUCCCCCACACCUCAAGGAGCAACCUGUCUUUGUGACAACAGAGCCACCGAGUGUGAGUCGGGUCAGUUGUUACCUGUACAAGUUCUGAUCUUUCCAUCCAGCCUGGUGCUGCCAGGUUACCAUCUUGGGAUCCAUCUGAACCUUAUUUUGUUGCAGCCAUCUUACAAGAAUGAACAGCAGAAGAGCAGGAAAAGAACCUCCCAAAUUCAGCUACCACAAGACUGUAUAAACUUUUUAAUCCAUUCAGACCUAGAAAAGGCCACAGGCACCAUCUGCUCUUUGGAAAUGGGAUAUGAGGUGGAGUGAGACAGAAGCAGAGAGUUGUGUUUCAGCCAUCUGUAGAACUUUUAAAACCUUGUUUAAACGCUUCAGGGGUGAAAAAAAUGGUCUUGCUUGGGUUUGCUUCCAAAAUAACAAAGUUUCUUUCAGAGGGACCUGUGUCUGUGUGCCUGUGUGACCAAACAACAUUUAAACAGGUGGAAAUAGGGUUUUAACUGUAACAACUGCUCUCCAAGGGAAAAAAAA
Messenger RNA from Calypte anna (Anna's hummingbird), 4460 nucleotides. It is a transcript of the gene ALPK1, whose product is annotated as alpha kinase 1. Gene Ontology annotation, biological process: protein phosphorylation. The record is from RefSeq and is a predicted model, not a curated record. Bases 304 to 3882 code for a protein of 1192 amino acids. Gene Ontology annotation, molecular function: protein serine/threonine kinase activity; ATP binding. NCBI's taxonomy places the organism in Eukaryota, Metazoa, Chordata, Aves, Apodiformes, Trochilidae. The transcript has 15 exons.